Messenger RNA from Cygnus olor (mute swan), 1765 nucleotides. RefSeq names its product protein kinase C and casein kinase substrate in neurons 3 (gene PACSIN3). NCBI's taxonomy places the organism in Eukaryota, Metazoa, Chordata, Aves, Anseriformes, Anatidae. Gene Ontology annotation, molecular function: phospholipid binding; protein binding. Bases 188 to 1564 code for a protein of 458 amino acids. The record is from RefSeq and is a predicted model, not a curated record. Gene Ontology annotation, biological process: plasma membrane tubulation; regulation of endocytosis; cytoskeleton organization. The transcript is spliced from 12 exons. Gene Ontology annotation, cellular component: cytoplasm; endosome; plasma membrane.
CCGGCCUGCCCUCAGCCCAGGUGGCCGCUGCCCGCCGAGCCGUGCCGAGCCGAGCCGCCUGCGAGUCUGUUGUAAGGAGUUUGGAGGGCUCAGGACAUACUUGCCAGCUCCCUGCUGCUCCCCUGUCAUCUCCCUCUCAGCUUAACUGAAAUCUGCAAAAAUUCCUUGCUGCAAGAAAACGGGGGUGAUGUCAUCAGAAGAUGAUGCUGGCGGGGAGGCUCCUGGGGGCAGUUUCUGGGAGGCUGGAAACUACAGGCGGACAGUGAAGCGUGUGGAUGAUGGCUACCGGCUCUGCAAUGACUUGAUCUCCUGCUUCCAGGAGCGAGCCAAGAUAGAGAAGAACUACGCCCAGCAGCUAACAGAGUGGUCCCGUAAGUGGAGGACCAACGUGGAGAAAGGUCCACAGUAUGGUACUCUGGAGAAGGCCUGGCAUGCUUUCCUGACGGCUGCAGAUAGACUUAGUGAAAUCCACUUAGAUGUCCGGAACCACCUGGCUGGCGAAGAUUCGGAUAAGAUCAAGGCCUGGCAGAAGGAGGCCUACCACAAGCAGAUGAUUGGGGGCUUCAAGGAGACAAAGGAGGCAGAGGAUGGGUUCCGCAAGGCCCAGAAGCCCUGGGUGAAAAAGAUGAAAGAUGUAGAGACCUCUAAGAAAAACUACCAUGCAGCCCGGAAGGAGGAGAAAACGGCCCAUACAAGGGAGAACCAUGCCAAGGCAGACUCCUCGGUCUCACAGGAGCAGCUGCGCAAGUUGCAGGAGCGUGUAGAGAAGUGCACUCAGGAGGCUGAGAAGUGCAAGGAUCAAUACGAGAAGAUGCUAGAAGAGCUGAACCGCUACAAUCCCCGCUACAUGGAGGACAUGGAGCAAGUGUUUGAGGGCUGUCAAGAAGCAGAGCGCAAGCGAUUGUGCUUCUUUAAGGAGAUGUUCCUGAAUCUGCACCAGCAUCUCAACCUCUCCACCAGUGAAAGCUUUCAAGCAUUGUAUCGAGAUCUCUACCAAGUCAUCAUGGCUGCAGACAACCAGGAAGACCUGAAGUGGUGGCGCAACACUCAUGGGCCAGGCAUGGCAAUGAAUUGGCCUCAGUUUGAGGAAUGGUCCCUGGAAACACAGCGGCCGAUCACCAAGAAGGAGAAGAGCGGUAAGAUGGCCGACGAUGUCACGCUGACCAGCAUUUUGCCUGCACGGGAUGGUGUUCUUUCACAGACCCCUCUGCAGACAAGGCGAGGGUCUUCCUAUCAAGAGGAGCAGAACAGCUUCUAUGACAGCCUGAGGGCACCCACAUUUGUGAAUGGGGGAAAGGAAGACAUUUCGGAGUGGUCAGAUGAGGACACUCCAAAGAAGUGCCUGGAUGCCAACGGGCAUGAGGAGGACAUAAAGGUACCAGGUGUACGGGUACGAGCACUGUAUGAUUACACAGGACAGGAGGCUGAUGAGCUGAGCUUUAAAGCAGGUGAAGAACUAAUGAAAAUUAGUGAGGAAGAUGAGCAGGGCUGGUGCAAGGGCCGACUUCUCACUGGCCAGGUUGGACUCUAUCCUGCUAACUAUGUUGAGAAGGUUGGAUCGUGAUUGCUACUGCCCUGUUAGUGUCUCACAGCCGUGCCAGCAUCUCUUGCAGAGGUCACUGGGUCACUGCUGGCUCCAAUCCGCCUUUGCAGUAUAUCCAACACCUUCUGGACUCUGAGGGCAUGUAUUCCAUGUAACUAAUGCUUCAUUUUAAAUGCAUAGACCUGUAGGGAUUUUCUAAUAAAUAAACAAGGAUGAGUAAGA